UUGGCACGCAUCCACAUCUCUAUUGUCAAGAAAGAAGCAUUUAUACCAGCGUUUCAACAGGCCUACAAUUGUACAAUAACAAAGGCAAAUAUCCUAUCUAGUUUCCGCGCUACUGGCCUAGUACCAUAUAAUCCAGAUGCAGUACUAUCGAAGCUUGAUGUACAGCUGCGUACG
Molecule: messenger RNA, 174 nt
Organism: Macroventuria anomochaeta
Lineage: Eukaryota; Fungi; Ascomycota; Dothideomycetes; Pleosporales; Didymellaceae
Exons: 1
Source: RefSeq, a predicted model, not a curated record